CCGCUUUGCGUGACAUUUAAAACCCCCCUUUCUUCUCCCGUGCUUGGAUUUCUCUUACCUGCCUUACCUUCAUCUCCAUCGAGUCAGCCAUAAGGACCAAAGUCAUCAACAAAUCCACAUUACCAAACACACUGAAUCUAUCAAGAAAACAAUCGACAAUGUCUUCAUCCGGAAAGGGAUACGACUACGUCAGCUCGGGGACUAAUAGUCAGGGCAACCACUACUGUGUCCGCGACUACGGGACUGGAAGCAACAGCAACGGCCAAGGAAGUGAUGCGUAUCAUUAUUCCAACGCAAACGGUUCCUACUACUAUUCCAACUCCAACGGGAGCACGUACUACAAUGAUGGCAAGGGAAGUGCGACUUAUACCCCACCUAGUGGGAAGAAAUGAAUUCUAUUGGAAUUCUUUCCCGAAAGGCGGAGUCAUAGCAGGACUUUUACCGGAGUUUGGAAUGUAGCUUUACAACGGGGAUUCCGCGGGACGGAUAGCUUCUUCAAGUUUGGAGACAAGAUGUUUGCAGACCCUGUUUGUAGACCAGACAAUUAGGCUAAAUUUCAAGACACUUGAAUCUCACAACGUGGAUCCCGAACAUGAAUUUGCUUGCUGUUAUGGAGACUUUCU
Molecule: messenger RNA, 623 nt
Organism: Paecilomyces variotii
Lineage: Eukaryota; Fungi; Ascomycota; Eurotiomycetes; Eurotiales; Thermoascaceae
Exons: 3
Coding region: 159-392 (77 amino acids)
Source: RefSeq, a predicted model, not a curated record